AUGGAAGAUCCAGUUACUCGGUUUUAUAAAUGUCGAAAAACAUGUUGUGAAAUGCUUGAAGAUAGAGGAUAUAUAAUAACAGCACGAGAAAAACUUGAAAAUUUUGCUGCCUUUAAAGAAUUAUUUGAAGAAAAUGAAAAAUUACGGUCAAGAAUGACCAUAAUCACAAGCCACAAAAAUGAUGCAAAUAAUAAAAUAAUUGUUUAUUUUGUUGAUGAAGUUAAAAAAACUGGAGUUAAACCUUUAAGAGAGUUAACCGAAAAAAUGGACGAAAAAUCGAUACAAAGAGCAAUUCUUGUAACACAAAAUACUUUAACACCUUUUGCUAAAGAUGCAAUCAAGGAAGCUGCCCCAAGACAUAUAAUCGAAAAUUUUUUGGAUACCGAAUUAUUGGUUAAUAUAACAAAACACGAACUAGUUCCAAGACACAUUCCUUUAACAAGCGACGAAAAACGAAACUUGCUACAGAGAUACAAGAUUAAAGAAAAUAAGCUUCCAAGAAUUCAAGAUGUCGAUCCUGUUUGCCGAUAUUUCGGAUUAUCAAAGGGACAAGUUGUCAAAAUAAUUAGGCCAAGUGAAACUGCAGGAAGAUAUGUCACUUAUAGGCUUGUAGUUUAA
Molecule: messenger RNA, 618 nt
Organism: Plasmodium berghei ANKA
Lineage: Eukaryota; Apicomplexa; Aconoidasida; Haemosporida; Plasmodiidae
Product: DNA-directed RNA polymerases I, II, and III subunit RPABC1, putative
Exons: 7
Coding region: 1-618 (205 amino acids)
Biological process (GO): DNA-templated transcription
Cellular component (GO): RNA polymerase III complex; RNA polymerase II, core complex; RNA polymerase I complex
Molecular function (GO): DNA-directed RNA polymerase activity; DNA binding
Source: RefSeq, a predicted model, not a curated record